AAAUGAUGUCUUCAGUGCUGACUGCAUGCUGCCGCGAGCUCAUGCGCCAUCCGGUCUGCUCUCAUCUAUUUCGAUAAAGUUUAGUCUCCUAAUGUUCCUCUGCUUAUUAUUUACCAUCCUGUGUUUCAUGAGAAUAAUGGCGUCGACAUACAAGUUGCCGGUGAAUUUUGUGAUCACCAUCUUCAGACAGUUACAGCCAUCUUCAACAGUCCUAUGACCUAAGCAGAACAUCAACGUCUAAAAGCAUCAACCUUUUUCAUGGAGAGAAGGGAACAUUAUGAUUCUAUCAUGGACCGAAGCAAGCGCAUCACGUGGCAGGCCGACUGCUACGUGGAUCUGCAGUCCACAUCCUGCUCUGCUACCGCACAAGCACAAGCAGAAGAUCUGAGUUGGAUCCAAAAACACCAAAACCAGUUACAAAGCUUCAUUACGCCUUGCUUCCUGGAGGAGAUGUUAACCCACCUGAGAGAGGUGGAUGUGCUCACUUCAUCUGAGGAGACGAACAUCAAGGAAGCAGGCCACUUAGGGGACCAGAUUAACACGCUCACCGCUAUUGUCGGUGCCAAAGAAAGUCAAGGCUCUGAUGCCCUGCAGGGAUUUAUAGAGAGCUCCAAUUCUCUGGUUGCCCAGCUCAUCAUAAACCAUGAUAACGUAGUAAAGAAGCACAAGGAGGUGCUGUUGCGGCGAUGUGAACAGUACCGAGACAGGGACUCGGUGAGCUGCCCCAAACUAAACAUCUCCUCAAGAACCCUAAUGAUGGUUGAUGGACUCUCUGACCUCCAGCAAAAGGAACACGACCUGAUGCAGGUGGGAGUGACUCGAGGGGGACAGAGAAAUCACCUCAGACAGCUGGGGUUGGCCAAGCUGUUCGAACCCCUGACGCGGGUCAGUUUACCUCCCAGAGUUUCCCUCACAGUUGGGGUGGCGGGUAUCGGCAAGACGACCUGGGUCUUCCUGAACCAUCACUUUUCUGAGAGGGAUUUUGGCACCAUGAUAUGGUCCCACUUGGAGUCCAAUAAGAUCUUAAUGGUGAUGUGCUAUAUACCGAGCAUCUGCUGGAUGGUGGCCGAUACCUUGUUGUACAGCAUGCAAAGUGGAAGUCAGGAUAACCUUCCCAGGACCUGCACCGAGCUUUUUGCCCAUUUUUGCUCUAUGAAAGCAGAAGUAGGCGAACCGAGAGGCAGGGAACCUCUAAAAGCUGAGCAGCUUCAUGGGAGCAAUCGUAAACUGAUGGGGAACCUUGGACGACUUGCAUUCUAUGGGCUCAUCAAGCACAAGUACACAUUCAGUGAACAGGAUCUCAGGGCCUAUGGGAUAGAUCUGUUGUUAACCCAAAGCAGUCUGGGCUCUGGAGUUCUUAUUCGGGGAGAGUCUGCCAUCCACACAACUUACAGAUUCACACAUUUGAUCCUACAGGAGUUCCUUGCCGCUACAUUCUACCAUGUUUCCUCAAAGCGGGCCAUCUUUGACUUGUUCUCAGAGAGUACCAUGUCAUGGCCAAAGAUUGGGUUCCAAAAUCACUUCAGAAGUGCCUUUCAGCACUCGCAACAAGCUGAAGAUGGUCACUUGGAUGUGUUUGUUCGCUUCCUGACGGGCCUGCUGUGCCCAACGGCGCUAAAACCUCUGGCUGGGCUCCUGGCUAUUGGGAAAGACGAUGGCAGUCAGAAGACAUGGGCGGCUGGGUUUUUGCAAGAUCUUUUGGCCAGCGGAGGUGCCGUGGUAUCCCUGCGUUCAGUCAACCUGGCUUAUUGUUUACAGGAAUUGCAAAAUUCCGAGCUGCUGCGGAGUGUAGAAGAAGACCUGCGGCACGGCAGCUUGGCGGGAAAACUGACGCGGAGUCACUGUGUGGUGCUAGGUUUCCUGCUCCAUGUCUCCCCAGUGUGCAGCGAGCAGACCAACCUAACAGGCUCUCUGAACUGCACAACAGUUAAAAGCCUGCUCCCACAGCUGCUGUACUGUAGUCACCUCAGGUUGGAGAAUAAUCACUUCAAAGACGAUGUCAUGGAGCUGCUAGGAAGCCUCCUGAGUGCUAAAGACUGCCACAUCCAGAAAAUGAGUUUGGCAGACAAUGCAAUCAGCAGCAAAGGUGCCAAAGCUCUGAGCCGAGCCCUCUUGGUGAAUCGCACGCUAACGUCUCUCAACCUACGGAGCAACAACAUCGGUUCGAAAGGCGCAAAGUUUCUUGCGGAGGCUCUCAAAAUGAAUCAAGCCCUGAUGUCAAUAAACUUCCAGAGUAACGUCAUCGAGGAGGAAGGUGCUCAGGCCAUUGCAGAGGUACUGCAGUCCAACCGCAAACUGGUAUCUCUCAAUUUACGGAAAAAUGCCAUUGGAGCACGUGGAGCACAAAGGAUUGCAGAUUCACUGAAGAAAAAUCAGACUCUUACAAAGUUGAUUCUUUGUAGUAACCAGCUCGGGGACAAAGGAACAAUCGCCCUGGCUGGAGCUUUGACUCUCAACCACACUCUGCUCUCACUCCAACUUCAGAGUAACUCCAUCAGCAACAGGGGAAUGACAGCCCUGACCAAAGCCCUCAGGCUCAACAGGGGCCUCGUCUCCUUGAACCUGAGGGAGAACUCGAUUGGGGUGGAGGGAGCGAAGAACAUGGCCCAAGCCCUCAAGGAGAACAACUCCCUGCAAGACCUAGAUCUCACAGCCAACCUGUUGCAUGAUGAAGGGGUUCAAGCAAUAGCCAACGCAAUCAAGUUUAAUCAAGGCCUGACCUCUUUGCAUCUUCAGUGGAAUUUUAUCAAGUCCACAGCUACUAAAGCUCUGGCCCAUGCACUCCUCUCCAACGCCACCAUGCAGCUCCUGGAUCUGCAGGAGAAUGCAAUCGGGAACGAAGGUGUCGUGUUUCUGGCUGAAGCUUUGAAAAGCAACACGUCGCUUCGUACCUUAUGUCUGCAGGGAGUGUCAGCAAGUACGAGUGGAGCCGUCGCAAUGGCAGAAGCUCUGAUGACCAACGAAACUCUACAAACAUUAGAUCUACGAGGCAACACUAUUGGGAUGGAGGGGGCCAAAGCGCUGGCUAACUCCCUGAAAUGCAACAGAAGCCUCAAGUCUCUGAAUCUGCAGGAGAACUCUCUGGGCAUGGAUGGAGCCAUAUUCAUUGCAACAGCUUUAAAGGGAAACCACCAACUAACAUACAUCAAUUUGCAGGGAAAUGGCAUUGGAGAAUCUGGAGCAAAAGUUAUAUCUGAUGCGAUAAGAGCCAGUGCUUCUGGCUGUGUCGUGGACAUCUAACCAAGAAAAAAGGAACUUCUUCUUAGAAUUCAACAUAAAAAAUAGUUGUUAUCCCAUGCAAAUAUUGUAAGUUAGUCAAUCUAUAGCCAUAUAAUGUUGUUCAUGCUAACCUUCCUUUCAUGCUGUUUUCUGUAAAUUUAGAUUGACUGUAAUAUUUAUUAUUAAAAUAAACCGUCCCAUUUGUUGAGUACAAGACGAAGCACAAAUUGAAUUGAGAAAACUGUUUUUGAUACACCAUAUUCCUUAUGUCUAUAGCUGUAAUGUAUACUAAGUUCUAAAGAAAUAAGAUGAACCACUGUAUAUUCUCCUUUAUUUUCUCUUUUAAUAAGAUGUCAUUAUAUAUUUUUUUGCUCUGUUUGCACAUUUGAAACUGG
Menidia menidia (Atlantic silverside) is the source of this 3614-nucleotide messenger RNA. NCBI's taxonomy places the organism in Eukaryota, Metazoa, Chordata, Actinopteri, Atheriniformes, Atherinopsidae. The record is from the annotation of a GenBank genome assembly.